GGCUCAUGGAGUCCGUGCUGAUUUGGGUAAGAUGAUGUUCAGACAGAUUCUCAAUCUUGGAGUGACUCAGGUCAAUGAUGCACGUUGGUUGAUCUUCCCUCGCUUGAUCAUGGCACUUCUCCAAAGCCAGCAUGCAGUUCCAUCUUAUCCCAGUGACAAGCUUCAACGUCCGGUUCCUUACAAGAAGGAUAAACGCGUGGGUGAGAUCUAUGAGCAGAGACUAGCUAAAGGAAAGGCACCAUCUAGAAGUGAACCAAAGAGAAGCUCUACCAGGACAACACGUCAGUCAUCUCCUGCUCCGAGCCCUGCUCCACGAACUGCUACACCAAGCUCCAGGACUGCACCACGACGCGUAUCUGUCUAUGAGCUUGGAUCAGUUGCCAUUCCUCAAGGACCACUUAACCGUGUUGAUUUGCAAGUGGCCUUACAGGACACAACACGAGCUCUUCAGGCGCUAGCUGAGAUAGUUCAGGAUCUUCAGAGCGCUGUAGCAGGGGGAGAAGAAGAAGACUAAGAAGACCAAGAUUGUGGGGGAG
Molecule: messenger RNA, 536 nt
Organism: Raphanus sativus (radish)
Lineage: Eukaryota; Viridiplantae; Streptophyta; Magnoliopsida; Brassicales; Brassicaceae
Exons: 2
Coding region: 32-514 (160 amino acids)
Source: RefSeq, a predicted model, not a curated record